This is a messenger RNA of Drosophila obscura, 1563 nucleotides long. RefSeq lists its product as uncharacterized. The coding region runs from base 128 to 1255 and encodes 375 amino acids. The transcript is spliced from 3 exons. The record is from RefSeq and is a predicted model, not a curated record. Lineage: Eukaryota; Metazoa; Arthropoda; Insecta; Diptera; Drosophilidae.
CCUGUCAAAGCGCCGGCUACGAGGCAGGAAGCAGUUCGAUUCAUUCCCAUUUCCAACUUUGUGUCGAGCACAUAUCCCAGUCGAAUAAAUAAAAGGCUGUAUUUAAUCAAUACCCAAAUCGCCGAUAAUGUCCAACUUCAAGGUCUUGCUGAUCUUCUGGUGUGCCGUGAUUAUGAUGCAGGUCCAGGGCCUGCGCAUCAAGAGCUCGAAUAUCUCUCUCCCGUCUGCGGAUGCGGUGGAUGCCACAACUGUGGGAUCCACUUUUGGAUCUUUGGUAGGACAGGACACAAUGGUGGGAGCUGAAGCAGGCAACGGCACAACUGCCACAGCUUUGGCAACAGCCGCCAGCACAGCCAAUCCUCCAGCCGCGGUCAAAGCAUCCACUCGCCAAGAGGCUGCCCAGGAUUCCGAUAGAGCUGGCGUCUCAGGAGCGCCUACAGUCACCACUACAGCAGACAGAGUGACUUACAUUUACGCACCUAUAGUCGAGGAGUCGCAACGAUUGGCGCCAUCGACAGCGUCUUUACUGUCCGAGUUGCAGCGCGCCAGGCGCCACUUGUCGCUGAUGAAUGAUGCUCCCUUAAUGGCUCGUUCGGACAAGCACGAACAGCCGCCUUUUGAGUACCAUAGCUUCUCGCCGGACGGCAAUCACGAGAUGAAAGAGUUUGAGCUGGUGUCCCCCAAUCUGAUGGCUGAGAACGUGCAGCAGGAACUCGACUAUGAACCGGAAAUGGUGCAACAGGAUAAUCAGCUCUUGAACGACCCAGAAAACGUUCUGCACGGCGGCCACAUUAUGACACCGUCUGAAUACUAUCAGAAAUACAAGUUUCCGGUGGCUAUGCCCCUGAGAUUCCACAUGUUGCAUCCAGACUCAAUGAUGGGGGCAGCCAUCAAGAUGCACCACAGCCGCAUAAUAUCACCGCUGUUUCAAUUCCUCAACGGCGCCUUGGACCAGGCGCUGCAGAACAAUCACGUUGCUAUCGACCAUCUCCUGGGUGAUCGUUUGGAGCUCGAGAUUGAUACCAAAAUGGGCAAUGACAACAAGAAGGAUAAGAAGAACAAGCGACAGGAUGUCUAUAAGAAGGACGAACUCAAGAAACUGUUCAAGAUCAAGCAAGCUGCUGAAGUCGCACCCAACCGCAAGGUGGACGAAAUCGUUUUCAGCUGUCCCAUCCACCAUGAGCACCAUGCCAAUGCCAAUGGCGAAAUAGUCAACGACGACGUUGUCUCCAUCGAAAAGUGCCAUGUUCUAUAGGUCUCUAGGUCAAAGUAUACCGGUAGGAUAUUAGGUUAAUAGGUCGCUAAGAUUUCGAUUUGUGCUUUUGGGGUCCAUUCAAAAUUUGUAGGUAUUAUUUUAGCAUUUGUUUUCUUUUUGGGGGUUUUUAGUUAAGUCAGGGAAUUAUUGCGUCAGUGUCAAAUUGUUCAAAUAUUUUUCCUUUUUUUUUUGCGGUUUUUUGUAUCAAAACUUUGAGAGCCAAAAAGUGAUGUGAGAUUAUACAUAUAGAUUGUAAGAAGAAUCAGUGUAUAGAAAGUUAAUAGAAAAUAAAAUCCACUUGGGCCCUC